AUGUCGUUUUCAAACUUGUUCGAAGAGCUUAACACCGUAACCACCGUAGUCACAUUGCGUUGCGCAACGGCAGAAUGCAACCACAGCGAAGUACUAACCACGAAUAUCCGACUUGACCUUCAACCACAAUGGCACGUAUUCAAACACGAGGUGGAAAAAGAAUUCCUCUGCUUCGACUAUGUCAAAUACGAACCGGAGUUUCCCAGCGCACCCGAGAACAAGGACUAUAAAUUCAUUGAAUUCAAAUGCUCUGAGUGCGCUACCACCGAUAGCGAGAAGAGAUUCUACGAUUUUGCUAGAGAACAAUUGCCUAUGAUUUUCAUUGGGAAGUGUCGGGGGUAUUUGGAGACUGAGCAUAAGGGCAUGCAGUAUGAUCGGGAAAGCGCAGUUAAUUAUUUGAAAUGUAUUUCUGGGCAUCUGGUAUUGGAAAUACAUAAGGAGGUUCGUAAGGAAUGGCUUGAAAGUUUGGAGAAGGGAAAGGGAAAGGGGAGAAGGGAAAGGGAAAGGAGAGAAUGGAUUAGGUGCUGGAGAAAGAGAUAA
This is a messenger RNA of Sclerotinia sclerotiorum 1980 UF-70, 540 nucleotides long. RefSeq lists its product with no specific name. The record is from RefSeq and is a predicted model, not a curated record. Bases 1 to 540 code for a protein of 179 amino acids. The transcript has a single exon. Lineage: Eukaryota; Fungi; Ascomycota; Leotiomycetes; Helotiales; Sclerotiniaceae.